AUGUCUGAGAACUUGAUUGUGCUCGUGGAUCAGGUAUUUAGGUGUCAAAGUAUUGUACCUUAUGCCCAGAAAACUGCAAGUGUAGUGAAGGAGGUCGGCUGGAAAAUCAAGUCCUUGCAGUCUGUGAAACUGUUGGGUGAAACAGGGAAACGAGCCAUGAAGGAAAUUCUGUUAGAUGAACAAUUCCUUUUCAUCCCAAUUUUGGGCUGUGUUCUGCAGAAUGUGAAGUCCAUCCCCUCAUUCUGUUGGGUUGCCCUUUACUCAGAAGAGCAGUAUUUCUGGCUUCUUGUGCUCUCACGAGGUUUGGUUGGCAUUGGUGAAGCAAGUUACUCCACUAUUGCACCGACCAUCAUAGGAGAUCUUUUCACCAAAAACACAAGGACUCUCAUGCUGUCUGUUUUCUACUUCGCAAUUCCUCUUGGCAGUGGCUUGGGAUACAUCACUGGGUCAAGCGUGAAGCAGGUUGCUGGAGACUGGCGCUGGGCGUUGCGGGUAUCUCCAGUCCUGGGAAUGAUGACAGGGACACUCAUCUUGAUAUUUGUACCUGCUGCUAAAAGAGGAAAUGUUGAACAACUUGGGGGACAGCUGAAGGCUCGGACCUCAUGGCUAAGAGACAUGAAAGCACUGAUUAGAAACCGCAGCUAUGUGUUCUCAUCAUUGGCCACCUCAGCUGUCUCCUUCGCCACAGGGGCCCUUGGCAUGUGGAUCCCUCUCUACCUUCACAGAGCACAGGUCGUGCAGAAGACAGCAGAGACGUGCAGCUCACAGCUCUGUGGCACCAAAGAUAGCUUGAUCUUUGGAGCAAUCACAUGCUUCACUGGUUUCCUGGGUGUAAUCACAGGGGCUGGGGCAACCAAAUGGUGCCGGUUAAAAACCCAGCGAGCUGAUCCUCUUGUCUGUGCUGUUGGCAUGCUCGGAUCAGCCAUCUUCAUCUGUCUGAUCUUCGUUGCUGCCAAGAGCAGCAUUGUGGGAGCCUAUAUUUGCAUUUUUAUCGGAGAAACUCUUCUGUUUUCAAACUGGGCUAUCACAGCAGACAUACUAAUG
This is a messenger RNA of Mesitornis unicolor (brown roatelo), 1044 nucleotides long. RefSeq names its product protein spinster homolog 2-like. Gene Ontology annotation, cellular component: membrane. Gene Ontology annotation, molecular function: transmembrane transporter activity; sphingolipid intramembrane carrier activity. The record is from RefSeq and is a predicted model, not a curated record. The annotation marks the transcript as partial. Lineage: Eukaryota; Metazoa; Chordata; Aves; Mesitornithiformes; Mesitornithidae. The transcript has 7 exons. Gene Ontology annotation, biological process: lipid transport; sphingosine-1-phosphate receptor signaling pathway; transmembrane transport.